Molecule: messenger RNA, 762 nt
Organism: Amorphotheca resinae ATCC 22711
Lineage: Eukaryota; Fungi; Ascomycota; Leotiomycetes; Helotiales; Amorphothecaceae
Exons: 3
Coding region: 234-620 (128 amino acids)
Biological process (GO): late endosome to vacuole transport via multivesicular body sorting pathway
Cellular component (GO): Vps55/Vps68 complex; endosome
Source: RefSeq, a predicted model, not a curated record
CCGACGACAGCGAUGAUAACGACCAUCGCUCGAUAUCACGAACGAGUUGCUGCAAAUCGAAUCUGAACACCCUCGAGCUGUCGCGACAAUCAAACAGGGGGGCUGAUACGAUAUUAUUGGAAAACAAAGGCUUGAAUCUCGCAGAGGCGGGAGCGCAUCCCAAUCCGGAUCCCACAAGGCCUCAAACCCAUCACCAGGAACAAGACGCCAAAGUGCCUCUGUCAACCGCCAAAAUGGCCGCGGGCCUCAAGACCAUCAUCUCGCUGUCUUUUGUCCUUGCAAUCGGCUUUCUCCUCGUAAUCCUCUCCUGUGCCCUGUUCAAACAAUACCUCCCGCUCCUGGUCGUUGCAACCUACGUUCUUGCGCCGCUGCCGAACUGGAUUUGCGGACGAUGCGCGAACCCCGAUGACUUCGUGGAGAGCAGUGGCAAUGCCGUUGUAGAUUUCGGGAGGUUCUGCACUGGGUUUUUGGUUGUGAUGGGUGUUGCUUUGCCGGCUGUUCUUGCUCACUCGGAAAUCAUUCGUAUUCCAGCGAUGAUCAUGUCUAUUGUUGGCGGGUUACUGAUUUAUGGCACGAUUAUCAGCUUUGGCCUGUUUUUCCAGGAGGAGCAGGAAUUCUAGUUUCAGUGGAGGCUGAUGAGAGCGAUGAUGACUGGGUGGAAUUGGAACCAUUAUUAAGUGAGUCGAUUGUACAAAAUAGCAUCUAUUAGACAUGUUCAUAUGGUUCAUCGAUUUUUGGAUCACGAGGAUCUCAUCAAAGUAU